Molecule: messenger RNA, 144 nt
Organism: Peronospora matthiolae
Lineage: Eukaryota; Oomycota; Peronosporomycetes; Peronosporales; Peronosporaceae
Source: the annotation of a GenBank genome assembly
AUGGGUCAUGAAUCUAACUACUCAAACGAAGUAACUGGUGACGGCGUGGAGUUGCCACUACGGAAUGUUAAUUAUGAGGCAGUUGCUGCAUCUGCAGCGCGCGUGGAUUUCGCUGUUGACGCCCGUGAACGUGAAGACAACUAG